Molecule: messenger RNA, 2403 nt
Organism: Scatophagus argus
Lineage: Eukaryota; Metazoa; Chordata; Actinopteri; Scatophagidae
Gene: slc61a1
Product: major facilitator superfamily domain containing 5
Exons: 2
Coding region: 235-1683 (482 amino acids)
Biological process (GO): molybdate ion transport
Cellular component (GO): membrane
Molecular function (GO): molybdate ion transmembrane transporter activity
Source: RefSeq, a predicted model, not a curated record
UGGUGAAAUAAUAGAUCCCGGAUCCCGGAAGUGAAGUGUCUGUUUGCUACUGAAGGCACACCACAGGGCACACUUGCCAAGGACCAUCACUUAGUUGUAUUUUAUGUGACCACUUCUGUCCGUCGUGUAACUAAUAUGGGAUCUCUUUCUAACGCCACGGUGCUGAGAAAGAGAAGAGUUGAAAACGUCCCAGGACUUCGGAUUUGACCUCAAGUGGGUGCAGUUUAUCACACCAUGUUGGUGACAGCAUAUCUUGCCAUCAUUUUCCUGCUUGCCCUGUGUGUUGGCCUCGAGCUCACAGCACGCCGUCUCACCCCACCUCAGUCUACUCCUACUGCUGUAGCCAACCCAGCUUUCCGUCGCUUCCAGACUGUAUUUCUGCGGGCAUACCUUUUGGCUUUGUGGGCGGACUGGCUCCAGGGUCCUUACCUCUACAAACUGUACCGCCACUACAGCUUCCUGGAAUCCCAAAUAGCCAUCUUAUAUGUGUGUGGUCUGGCCUCCUGUGUUCUGUUUGCUCCCUUUUCAGGCUGGCUCCCUCAAGUCUUGGGCCGCAGACAGACAUGUCUUCUCUUCUGCCUGUCGUAUUCUGCUUGUUGUCUCUCCAAGCUGUCCAGAGACUACUUUGUUUUGAUUGUGGGCAGAGUUCUGGGGGGUCUGUCCACAUCCCUACUUGCCACUACAUUUGAAUCCUGGUAUGUCCACCGCCACGUUGAGGUCCAUGAUUUUCCCAAGGAGUGGAUCCCCAGCACUUUCACCAAAGCUGCUACCUGGAACCAUGGGCUUGCUGUGGGAGCAGGACUGGUGGCUAACUUGCUGGCUGAGUGGCUCCACCUGGGGCCAGUGGCCCCCUUUCUUCUAGCUGUCCCCUGCUUGGUAUGCUGUGGAUGGGUUGUGCUCACAGACUGGGGCAAGGAAGAGGCUGAAGAAGGUCCUGGAGGCGACAAACAAACCCCGCUUCUUGGUACUCCGAAUGGAGGUGUGACCCAUUUGUCUGCAAGGGCCCGGUUCUCACGCAGCUGCCAUGAUGGGUUGCGCUGCCUCCUGUCAGACAGGAGAGUCAUGCUCUUGGGUGGAGUUCAGGCUCUGUUUGAAAGUGUCCUCUACAUUUUUGUUUUCCUUUGGACCCCGGUACUGGACCCUCAUGGACCUCCUUUGGGAAUAGUGUUCUCCUGCCUGAUGGCAGCCAGCAUGGCUGGCUCCUUACUAUACCGGCUAGCCACUUCCACACGCUACCGUUUACAGCCUGGCCAUGUUCUCUGCCUGGCUGUGCUGAUGGCCUUCUUCUCCCUCUUCAUGCUGACCUUCUCCACUGCCCCUGGCCAGCCUAGACCUCAUGAAUCCUUUCUGGCCUUCCUGUUGCUGGAGCUGGCCUGUGGCCUCUACUUUCCUGCAGUCAGUUUUCUCCAGGGCAGGGUGAUCCCAGAGGAGAAGCGGGCCGGUGUGCUGGCCUGGUUCCGGCUUCCUCUGCACCUGCUUGCCUGCCUGGGGUUGCUGGCGCUCCAUGGGGAGAUGUCAGGAACAGGUGGAGGGGAGAGUGGCAGUGGCACCAGACACAUGUUUGGAGGUUGUGCAGUCAUGAUGCUGGCAGCUUUGAUGGCUGUAGUCAGUCUGUUCACUCUGGGCAGAAAUGACACAGACCUGAGACUGGAAGGAACAAGAGGGGAGGGAGAGAUGUUCUGAGGAACUGGACCAUAGAUCCAUUCAUGCUUGACUGGUUUCAACAGCUUUUUUUUUUCCAGUUUUUGUGUCUGAAAGUAAAAAUUUCUUGUAUUCCACUGGAGUAGUCAUAAGUCUACAUUUUGCCAAAUGCAUCAGUGUUGUUGUAGAUUAAAAGUCACUUAAAUCAGUUUAAUUCUUAUGUUUAUUUUGUUACCUUUUUUUGUUGAUGUUUUCUCUAAUGCUGUUUGUGUAUGGAUGCUGCUUGUGGAACAUGGCCAUAUAUACCUUCAUUUGUCAGGUAAAUGACUGAAAGCCUUGUCCUGAAGUCCUGAAUGAUUUCAUUAGCUAUUCCAGAUAACAUGUUAUUGCCUCAUUCUGUCCCACACAUGUGUGACCAGAUAUAAUUUAUAUCAACUGUCACUGUCUCUCUGAGGAAUAUAGUAGUUCCAUCAUAUGUUCAUAAACAGACCAGAAAGAUUAGAUUGAGAUUAAAGAGCUCAAUGAAGAGCCAGAGGAAUGAAGUCACAACUAACCUGUUGAUCAAUUUCUGAAUGUCACUUCUUGCUGUAAUUCUUGCAUAAUAAUUCCAAAUAAUAUUUCUUUAAGUUUUUUUUCUGCAUUUGUGUAUUCAAAAGAGCAAUAUGUAGGUCAGUUAUGUCAUUGAAUGCUUUUUUCACAGGAUAUUUUCUCUAUAUUUAUCUGUUUUUGACACUUUUAAAUAAAAGUACAUCAUCUUCAAAA